UGUGCUGUUUGAAUUGUUUGCUGGAUGUUUUGUUUGAUGUAUGCUUGUUUGAGUUGUACUUUUGCUAUUAGUUCUCUGUUUAGCCUGUUCUGUUAGUUAUGCCUAUUAUGUAAGUUAUGUAUGUUAGUUCUGUUAGUCAUGCCUGUCUUGCGAUUUCUUCGUAUUGGCCAUUUGAACCUGGACUUUCAUCACCAUGAACCUGGAUUUGCCCUAAAAAAAAGUCGCUUAUCUCAGCGUAUGCGUCCGCCUCCACGCUCCCCACCGUUACAGUGUAACACCGCAUGUGCUACCCCAGGCCUUAAGGAGGAUGCUGGAGGCAGGAUUCAGCUCUUUUUAAAAAGCGCUCAUCGGCGCGCCAGAGCCAAGAGGGAACAAGAGCUCACCGCUCUGCCUCCCUGUCACUGCCCCCAGCUGGCAGCUCGGCUGUCUGGGUCGAAUGUGAGGCGUAGUGAAGCGGCCUUGCUGCGUAACAGGGGGCAGGGCCUGGGCGGCGGAGCUCCUCACUCUGGUGCCUCUUGUGGCUGGCACCAGCAUCCUCGUCCUCCUCCUCCCGGCGUCACACUCGUGACUCGUGUCCGUCAGGGGAUCACGGGCUUUGCGCUCUGCCCCCUCCACACUUACGGGUCUCUCCGUGGCAUCCUCGUCGAGGUUUGUCGCCGCCUUCCUGCCGACCCUCGUGGUCAUCAUCAUCGGGGCCCAGGGGGUGGGCGCAUGCCACAAUUAGCUUUACAUCUCUGGUACAAAAUUAAAACCUGUCUUGGGUGA
Molecule: messenger RNA, 765 nt
Organism: Pygocentrus nattereri (red-bellied piranha)
Lineage: Eukaryota; Metazoa; Chordata; Actinopteri; Characiformes; Serrasalmidae
Exons: 2
Coding region: 121-765 (214 amino acids)
Source: RefSeq, a predicted model, not a curated record